AUGGCGAACCCCCGCGUCGAGGAGCUCCCUAGCGACGAGCCCACUAAGAACCCCACCGUCGAGGAGCAGGAGGACGACGUCAGCGAGGAUGAGUCCGAGGUCGAGGAGGCCGGCGGUGAUCUCCCUGCCGGAUCUACCGGUCUCGUUCUCUCCCGUAACGAGAAGAAGGCUCGCAAGGCUAUCGAGAAGCUUCACUUGACCCGUGUGCCCGGUAUCACCCGUGUUACUCUCCGCCGACCCAAGAACAUCCUCUUCGUCAUCAACCAGCCCGAGGUCUACAAGUCGCCCAACAGCAACACCUACAUUGUCUUCGGCGACGCCAAGAUUGAGGACAUUAACGCUGCCGCUCAGCAGGCCGCCGCCGCCCAGCUCUCCCACGCCGCCGCCCAGGAAGACCACACCGGCCACAACCACGGCGAGUCCAGCAAGGGCAAGGAGGUAGCCGAGGACAAGAAGGACGAGGAAGACGAGGAGGAGGUCGACGCCGAUGGCAUCGAGGACAAGGAUAUCGAACUCGUCAUGACCCAGGCCAACGUCUCCCGAAACAAGGCUAUCAAGGCCCUCAAGGAGAACGAUAACGAUAUCGUCAACUCUAUCAUGGCUUUGAGUAUCUAG
This is a messenger RNA of Scedosporium apiospermum, 615 nucleotides long. RefSeq lists its product as uncharacterized. The record is from RefSeq and is a predicted model, not a curated record. Gene Ontology annotation, cellular component: nascent polypeptide-associated complex; cytoplasm. The transcript has 3 exons. Lineage: Eukaryota; Fungi; Ascomycota; Sordariomycetes; Microascales; Microascaceae. Gene Ontology annotation, biological process: protein targeting to membrane. The coding region runs from base 1 to 615 and encodes 204 amino acids.